UUUCUCCAAUAAUCUAACUUUCCAAAUUUAAUUUUAUUUUUCAUUCAAAUAUUUUUUUUUUUCACUUCAAAUAAAAUAGACUCCGCUGCUUUUUUUGUAGCGUGCAAAAAAUGCAACGCAUUUAUACUACCACUUUUGUGCCGAAAUUUUGCAAUGGCCAAUGGGUAUGGAAUGCAAACCAGGAACGUAUUGAAUUUGAAGACACCAAAGAUGCCGAAUUGGUUAAGGAGGACUAUGUGAAUACGUGUGGCUUCAACUUCAGCAAGACGGUCAAUCAACUGGAGGAACUGAUAUUUCGCCAGGAAUUUCAACGUUCCGAUCUUACGCACGAUGCCGAUGUCAUACUCGUGCAGGACAUAAAAAAUAUCGUGCUCUUCCUGGCACCCUCCGAAAUCAUCACGACAGAUUUCAUACAUUUCUUGCACACUUUCACCGUCGAUCGUUUCCUUCGUGCACUCAUCAUCUACUUCGAGUACUAUUUGAAAAUGGUCGAGUUUGUGUUGAUACGACGCGAUGAGAUCGCCGGCGAAAAGGCGCAAAUACAAAGUGAAGACACGAACGAGAUUAAGCGCGUCUACUCGACACAUCUCAUACAGCAUCGUCUGCUGUUGGCACGUGAAUAUAGCACCAUAAUAAUGGGUGACGGCGAGAUGAAGGGCUUCUAUCACAUUACGCCCAUUGUCAAUAUUUCACAUUCCAUUAAGGACAAGCGCUUUCAUGAAGCCUUUUUGGCGUUCUCCACACAAGUGGUGUGGAUUGCUAUGCAUCGGCGCGCCUAUGACUACAUCGAUAUGGAAAUGUAUCGGCUCUUUCGUUCCGAGCACUUCAAGCUGAAGCGCUAUGCGCACAUUAAUUUCACGCAAGCGGAGACCAGCAUGCUCUACGGCAAGAACUAUAAGCGUCGUAAUUAUCGUGCACAAAAUUCACCACUCAUUCAGGAAUUGGCCAAUGUAUCGACGGAGAAUUUGCCCAUCUUGUGGAUUGGUGAGCGCAAGUACCGCGGCACCGAUUUGCGCAUACAUCAGCUGGAGUUGGAGUACAUUGUGCCGGAUAGUCAGUUGACCUUAAUCGAUGUGUGUCACGGCAUACUCGGACAUCCCAAGAAAAUCUACGAUACCGUUUUGACCAUCAAUUGGGAAGCGGUGCGUUUUCAAAACUAUUCAGAGAUCUACGAUCCAUAUCAAUUGGUGCGCCAGCCGGCACUCAAGAUACCCAAUGUCGAUGAGGAGAAAAUGCGCAAAUAUGCGCAGAAAUUUGAUACCUACUAUCACGUCCGCAUGCAAUACGAACGUGUGAGUAAAGCGUUAAUAGAUAAAUGGUGUAGACGCGAUGCCGUAAUCGAGUGCUUUACGGAGGACAUGAUAACCAGCAUUAUAACGAAGUGUGAAAAGGAGCUGCAGAGAUACUCCUAUGGGCCGAGUGUAGAAGAGAUAACGAACAAAUUUUUGACACGAAAGAAAUUACUGAGAAAGCUGUAAGAGCGGGAGUAAGCAGAAAAGAGAAAAAGAAAGAGCAACAAAAAGAAGGACAGAAACACGGAGAAAGAAAUAAGGAAGGAGAAAAAAAGAAGGAAGGCGAAAAAAAAGAAGACCGACGAACGGCGAGGGUAAAGAAGGAUAUGUAUUUCAGCAAAUGUGCCAGGGGCACAGUAAAGCGACAACGAGGCGCAAACGAGACAAGGCAAGGAAGAGAGAAAACAACAAAAACAAACAAACGAAAACAUUUGAGGCAAAAAAUCCGCAGACAGCAGGUGCAACCUGAUGUGUUUCCUCCCCAAAAAGGCAGACAAUUAUUUUCUUUCCUACGCAGCGCAGCACCAGAUCCACAAGCACUCUCACCACUCGGCUGGCUAUAUUUACACGCACACUCCCUUUGUGUGUAGAUACAAUCCAUAUUUACAUGCGUUUGUAUGCGCUUUGUGUGUACCUUUAGCUAAAUUUCUUCAGCACUUACGACUGAUGGCCCCAGUGGAUUGUCGAACGCACACCCAACUUGUUAUUUGCACGCACAAACUGCAUGAUCCUUAAAUGUCCUGUUUCGUCCCUUUUCUAUGGAAUACAUUUAAUCCGUUUGGCUGUGCGCGCAUAUCGCCUCCUUAAAGGCAUUUUAAAAGAAGCACACAAGCACAAAGAAGGACUGUUGUCCUGCGUUUCAAAUCCAUUGUCUUGCUACACAAACCUAUGCUGCGUUCAAGUGUGUGCGAGUGUGUGUGAGCAUGUACAUGCUAUGCUGUGCCCGAACUUGCUGUUGCUUCAAGGGCAACACAUGUGCCAAAGUGAAUUAUUUAAUGAUCUUCGUGUCUACAGCAUUUUAAGG
Anastrepha obliqua is the source of this 2316-nucleotide messenger RNA. Its product is annotated as protein phosphatase 1 regulatory subunit 36-like. NCBI's taxonomy places the organism in Eukaryota, Metazoa, Arthropoda, Insecta, Diptera, Tephritidae. Gene Ontology annotation, biological process: negative regulation of phosphatase activity. Bases 111 to 1478 code for a protein of 455 amino acids. The transcript has 2 exons. Gene Ontology annotation, molecular function: phosphatase binding. The record is from RefSeq and is a predicted model, not a curated record.